This is a messenger RNA of Aspergillus oryzae RIB40, 1614 nucleotides long. It is a transcript of the gene cp9, whose product is annotated as putative serine carboxypeptidase. Gene Ontology annotation, cellular component: trans-Golgi network. Gene Ontology annotation, biological process: apoptotic process; proteolysis. The record is from RefSeq and is a predicted model, not a curated record. Gene Ontology annotation, molecular function: serine-type carboxypeptidase activity. Lineage: Eukaryota; Fungi; Ascomycota; Eurotiomycetes; Eurotiales; Aspergillaceae. The transcript has 2 exons. The coding region runs from base 1 to 1614 and encodes 537 amino acids.
AUGAACAUCGCAGCAAUAUAUUCCUUUAUAUAUUCUCUAUGGGCGGUCCCUACCUUCCUUCUCCCACAUACAAUCAGAGUGUCUAUCAACAGAUCUCAAUAUGAGGUCCAUUCGUUCCCUAAUACUUCCUUGCCGCUUAGCUGGGCUGGCCGACUCCCUGUGCCUGAAACGCCUGCAGGCAAUUCAUUGUUCUUUUGGCUUUUCGAGGCCGAAGAUCGUACGUACGAUGAAAACCUCAUAAUCUGGUUCAAUGGAGGCCCCGGCUGUUCGUCCCUUAUAGGGCUAACGACAGGAAAUGGACCGGUCUCCUUUGACGGCAACUCCACUCGCCUCAUCCAGAACCCAUAUUCGUGGACCAAGCUAGGCCACGUCCUCUACGUCGACCAGCCGGUAGGAACGGGAUAUUCGACUGCGAGUAACCCUUAUCCUGUCCCAGACAACGACCGCGUAACAUCCGACUUCUACAAAUGGCUCCGGAAUUUCUUCACUCUGUUCCCUCACCUUCGCUCGAAACAGGUCCAUAUGAUCGGAGAAUCAUGGGCCGGAAUCUACAUCCCCUACUUUGCCUCCGCCAUUGUGCAAGGGCAGGACUCGUUCCCCAUCAACCUCCGGUCCCUCUCCAUCGGCGACGGUACCAUCGGCAACGCUGCCGCUAUGUCCACCAUCACCAUCGGGUCGUUCAUGCGUUCCCAGAAAGACAUCCUCCAGGUACCCAAUGACAUCCUAUCUGUCUUUGCAGAAGCAGAGAAAACAUGUGGAUUCGACCACAUCCUCCAAGCAGCAGACCAAUAUCCUCCCAAGGGCAAGAUUCACAUCCCCGGAAAUCCAGAAAACAGGAACUACAAACGCCACCAGCACCUCGAUGUUCGCAAUUUAGUAGACGAAACAUGCAAUAUCGAGCCCACUACGCCCGACAUGGUCAGGACAUCCAUCUUGAAUUCCACCUGCUACGGACCCUGUGCGACCUUCGCCACGGCAUUCGAUUACUUGGGCGCCAUGUCUGCCUCGGGCGCAGGCAAACAGUGUCACGAUAUCUACGACACCCACAAUGACUGUGAUACCAUCGACCCCCUUAAUUUACUCGCCUCAUACUUCAGCCGAGCAGAUGUUCAAGUCGCAUUGAACCUGCUUCCCGCCGCAGCAGGGAAGGACAACCAGGAAAACAGUCCUGCUACUCCCUCCCCAAUGAACUUCGCCCCCUGCAACAGCACCAUCCUGACUACUCUUCUAUCAAGCUCAUCCCCCGUGGCCCCGGCAUACUCUAUCCUUCCUGAUCUUGUCACAACCCAUAAAAUCCCCCUCCACAUCUACUCCGGCGAGAACGACUUUCUCCUCAACCAUUUCGGCACCGAGCUGAGUCUCCAGAAUAUGACAUGGAAUGGAGCACAAGGGUUCUCCCAGAAACCUAACCGACCGUUUUUCAGCGAUAAUGCUGCACCCACCCAUUCCUGUGACAAGGAGAAUACAACAGAAACGUGUGGUGUUGAGGUGGGCGUCUGGGGGUCAGAACGCGGGGUGACUUAUCAUCUCUUUUGGGGCGCAGGGCACAGUGUGUUUGGUAAGAAGCCACGCGAGAUGUUUGCUUAUGUGCGUGAUGUUGUUGUUGCAGGUUGA